This is a messenger RNA of Pestalotiopsis fici W106-1, 1683 nucleotides long. RefSeq lists its product as uncharacterized. NCBI's taxonomy places the organism in Eukaryota, Fungi, Ascomycota, Sordariomycetes, Amphisphaeriales, Sporocadaceae. The record is from RefSeq and is a predicted model, not a curated record. Gene Ontology annotation, molecular function: DNA binding; zinc ion binding. Gene Ontology annotation, biological process: DNA-templated transcription. The transcript is spliced from 6 exons. Bases 1 to 1683 code for a protein of 560 amino acids.
AUGUGCGCUGUGUCACCACAAUCGUACGCAAGAGGCAUGUGCCGUCCAAAGAACGGACGGCACACCCUCCGCCACAACAGACCAGAAAAAGUUCCAUCCCUAUCUGAACUGCUGCUCGCAGAGUCUUCGGUAAAACCGGGUAGCGUGUUUGGUUCCACGGAACAGAGCACAACUACCGCGGAUGUUUUGACACCAGAAAGUCUUGAAGAUCAGGAAUCUGCCGAUUUGCUGCCCAUGAGAGAGAUACUACCCAUCAUCGAUGCGUACUUUCGAGAGUUCAACUGCGUGAUGCCGCUGUUUCAUCAAGCAUCGUUCAUGAAAUUAUUACACGAAUUUUGUUCCAGCACAUCACGUAGGUCCAAGGUUAGCUGGGGAAUCAUUAAUUGUGUUCUUGCGCUGGGAUCAAAAGUCAUGGCCAUCGAAGCAGAGCCUUUACAAUGCGGCUUCUCCAAAGCUACUAUUCAGAAAUACGAAGCAAAUGCACAAAGGUGCCUCGACGAAUUCAUGAUGCGCGAAGAAGAUACUCUCGGGAUCCAAGGCCUCCUUGCUGUUGUUAUUCUUCAUCAGGCAAACUCCAAUAGCAAGCCCGCUUUCAUGCUCACAAAUACGGCUAUUCGUCAAGCUCACCGACUCCAGAUGUACACUCGAGAAUCACACGCCAAUCUCUCUCCGGAAGAAGCAAAACACAGAGAUAACGAUCUCAGCUUCCGUAACAAAACACCGUCUAUCCAACUCGAUAUUGACUUGGACAUCGACCUCCCUCGAGAGGAUGGUGGUGGUGUUUUACAAAGUGUUGACGGACUGAUGAAAUUCAACUACUUUCGUUCCAGAGUACAAUUGGCACAUCUGGAGGGCAAGAUAUACGACAACUUGUACAGCAUUCGGUCCAAGAAGCUGUCCCGCGAGGAUCGGAGCCGCCACGUUGAUCAAAUCAGCGUGCUACUAGACAAGUGGCAGCAGUCGAUACCAGUAUCUUUGCAGGAUGAACACAUGAUACAUUGUCUCCCUCGAGUGGCCGCGGUGCAUAUGAAGAUAUUACAUCAUCAUUAUCUUCUUUGUCUCGUCUCCCUCCACGGUUUAUACUCGAUACACUCGGGGUGGAUGAAAGCCAUUGGUGUUUACGGACAAACCGUCCUAGCGAAUAUGGACAACAAUACGGAUAUAUGUAUGCGGCAUAUGCAACCAGCGCUUCCUUCAGCCUGGACCAAAUGUUGUGCUGCGAGUCGUCGAAGCAUUCGAUUGCUUGUCUCGGAACCGCGACAGACUUGCUCCUUGUGGCUGAACAUGGGUGCAUAUUACUCAGGAAUCAUCAUACUUUUGGCAAAUUGCCAGUAUUAUCCUAGCCAUGAAAUGGCCAACGAGGACCACGAACUGGCCAAAGAUGGCAUCAAGCUCUUGAAGCAUUUCGCGCAUAUCAAAGUCAAUGAUCAGCUACUGAAAGCCAUGAGUAUACUGGACGAUCUGGAAAUCAUCGCUAGCAAGGCAGUUGAGCACUAUGGUGGACUUCCCGAAGCCUCUCAACCCACUCCCAUUUCCGCCCAGGAGACCUACUCGAUCACACACGAUAUCUUUGGCAAUGGCCUCUUUGAAAACCUGGCUGUAGACAUUGAUGACCAUGAAGCCGCAAUCAAUCCUAUAUGGGAGGAUGAUGGCUUGGAGUUCAGCUAUUCGAUGACAGUGUAG